AUGGUGUACACUGUUGUGAAUGAGGUGAACAGCAACAAAAGAGGAUCAAAGCGGGAGUUUAUGGAGAUUGGUCCUUAUUCACACAAGAAAACAAAGCAGGAACGAACGGCGAAGGUUCGCAGGGUGGUGGCGGCUGGCCCUCAACAGCCGCAGAAGUACCAUGAUACACUUACUUGGAACUGCCGUGGUCUCGGGUCGGACACGGUAGUUCGGGCCCUUUAUGGGCUAAUCAGAAAACACAGACCCGCUAUGAUCUUUCUCUCUGAAACCAAAAUGAAAGAUCAUAGAGUUGAUGGCGUUCGUAGGCGUUUGGGGUUUUCGAAGGGCUUUCAUGUCUCACCAAUCGGGAGAGCUGGGGGGUUAAGUAUGUGGUGGGACGAAUCGGUAGAUGUGGAAGUGGGGUUCUCUUCUAAGUACAGUAUUGAUGCUCGGUUUAAGCUUGUGGACUCUGAGGGUUGGACGCGUGUUACGUGGGUGUAUGGUACUUCAUAUCGGGCUGAGAAGGAAGCUUUCUGGGGGUGGAUGCAUACCUGGUUUAAACCAUCCAACAUUCCCUGGCUUUGCGGUGGGGACUUCAAUGAGAUACUCUGGGAUUAUGAGAAAUCGGGGGGGGCGGAUCUGAACUAUAAUAGGCCGUGGUUUCUGGAGGAGUUCCUUAACUCUUCGGAGUUAAUGGAUAUGGAAUUUAAGGGACCUCCGUUUACUUGGAGAGGUAUGAGAAAUGGGCAGCUCGUGGAGGAGAGAUUGGAUCGUGUUCUGUCAAACAAGCUGUGGCAGGAGUGUUGGCCAAACUCCUUGGUCAUUCACGAACCUGUUAUUGGGUCAGAUCACUGCCCCCUCAUUAUUCAGAGUCAGCCUCAUGGUCAUAAACCGAAGAAAGUGUUUCGAUUUGAAGCGUUCUGGGCAAAGGAGGAGAAAUGUAAAGAGAUUGUGGAAAGUUGUUGGAGGCGCCAGUAUUCAGGAGACGGUAUUGCGAGAUGGCAAAAGAAGAUGCACCAAUGCAGGUCCCAACUAUCCUGCUGGAGUAGAAAUGCCUUCAAGUCGAGAGGUAUCGAGCUCGAUUGUCUCCUAAAUCAGUUGGGGGAUCUUCAAUAUAAUUGGAAUCAAAACUUUGAGCAAAUUCAGGAGUUAACAGUGAGCAUUGGAAGACUAUGGGAGAUUGAGGAAAGCUAUUGGCUUCAACGAUCAAGGGUGAAGUGGCUUCAGGAAGGUGAUGCGAAUACUGCUUUCUUUCAUCAAUCCACUUUGCAACGCAGGAGAAGAAAUUGUGUAGUCAAACUCCAGGAUGGGAGGCAAGGAUGGGUGGAAAACCAGGAUUCUAUUCGCCAUACCUUCGAGGAUCAUUAUAUCAAUCUUUUCACCUCCUCGGGUCUAAGAGAUUGGGGACAGUCUCUGCACUGCAUCCAACAUAUGGUGAGUGAUCAGAUGAAUGAGGAGCUGACCAGGCCGGUCGGUGUGGAGGAAAUUAAACUAGCUGCCUUCCAAAUGGGUGGCCUUAAAGCCCCUGGUCCUAACGGGUUCCAGGGUAUUUUCUAUCAAACAUUCUGGAAUACUCUUCUUGAUGAUGUUAACUGUAUUGUGCAGGAUUACAUGCAGGGGGCCUGCUCCCCAAAACGUCUCAAUUCUACUUAUAUUGUGCUCGUCCCGAAAGUUAAGAAUCCUGUUUCUGUGGGGCAAUUUCGACCCAUCAGCUUAUGUAAUUACUCCUACAAGAUUGUCUCUAAAGUCCUUGCGAAUCGUCUCAAACCUAUCCUUCCGGAUUUGAUUUCUCCUAUGCAGAGUGCUUUCGUUUCUGGGAGACAAAUUCAGGAUAACAUUGGCAUUGCUCAUGAGAUGUUCCAUUUUCUGCAUUUGAGGAAAGCGAAAUAUAAGUUUGAAAUGGGGAUUAAGCUUGAUAUGCACAAAGCGUAUGAUCGAGUUGAAUGGGAUUUCUUGGAGGCGGUGAUGGAAAGGAUGGGUUUCUGUUCUCUUUGGAGGAACUUAGUGAUGGGGUGUGUAAAAACUGUUGACUUUGCGGUGAUUCUUAAUGGUCAACCAGGGAGGAAGUUUACUCCAUCACGGGGUAUCCGUCAGGGUGAUCCUUUAUCUCCGUACCUAUUCAUCCUUGUGAAUGUUCAGAAAUCCUGUAUGUUCUUUGGUGCAAAUGUUCCCAAUAGCCUCUCUGCUGAGCUUUGCACUGUGAUGGGAAUGCCAUCUGCGGAGAACCCCGGACUGUAUCUUGGCCUUCCUUCAUCCUGGGGCCGUUCAAAAAAACAAAGCCUGGCUUUUGUUAAAGGGAGGAUUUUGGAGAAAAUUCAAGACUGGAAGCAGAAUACGCUCUCACAAGCCGGAAAAGAAGUGAUGAUUAAGGCUGUGCUUCAAGCCAUCCCCGCUUACCCUAUGAAUUUUUUUAAAUUUCCGGCAACUUUAUGUUCAGAGAUGGAUUCUUUAAUUGCUGCUUUCUGGUGGGGUCAGAAAGGUGGGGAAAAGAGAAUUCAUUGGGUCUCCAAGGAUUUGUUGGGACUCCCUAAGCAAGCAGGGGGGAUGGGCUUUAGAGGUUUUAAGGAAUUCAAUGAUGCUCUACUUGCUAAGCAAUGUUGGCGUCUUAUUCAGGAUCCCGAUUCAUUGUGGGCAAAAAUCCUCAAGGCUAGAUAUUUCCCUAACGGUUCUUUUCUUGAUGCUAUUCGUGGGGGAAGGGCGUCCUGGGGCUGGUCCAGUUUACUUGUUGGUCGCGAAGUUCUCUUGCAGGGAGCCCAUUGGCAAAUAAUGAAUGGUAGAACGACCCGUGUGUGGAUGGACAUGUGGAUUCCCUCUAUCCCUGAGGGACAUCCAUUGCCGAUUUCAGCGGUUCCGGUGUCCAGGAAUCUGAGAGUGGGUACUCUCAUCAGUGACUCUUCGGGUACUUGGGACCUGGACUUCCUUCAGCCUUUCAUUUCUCCUGAGGACUUUUCCGCAAUCCUGGAUACUUGUAUUGGUGACCCAUUAUUGGAGGAUCGGCUUGUUUGGCCGGGUACUAGAAAUGGGAUUUAUACUGUGAAGUCAGGAUAUCACUGGAAGAAAGCUUGCUCGAUGCCCUUUACUGGUCGCGGCACCUCCUCCUCCUACUUAAUUCAUUCUAAGGUUUGGAAAGCUAUAUGGAAAUUGGCGACUCCUCCUAAGAUUCGUAAUUUUAUGUGGAGGGCGUUACAUCGUGCCCUUGCUACCAUGGAUGUGCUGUUUAUCCGUCGCUGCUCCCCUUCCCCACUUUGCCCUAUUUGCCAUGCUCAAGAGGAAUCUGUGGAACACUUGUUCUUUUUGUGCCCGUGGGUUGAGCCCAUUUGGUUUGGUGGCAGCUUAAGCUAUAGGGUGAACAGGGAAAGCUUUUCUUCUUUGGCUGCUUGGCUGGCUUCUUUCUUCGAGGCCCAGUUGGGGUCUAAGGAUGAAAUAAUGCGGCUCCUGUCCUAUGCAGCGUUUACUUGCUGGCAUAUUUGGAAGGCCAGGUGUGCUCUUAUUUUCAAUCAAAAGAAACCAUCACCUCAGCAGCUCAUUUUGGCUAUUUCAAACUCUGUUGGAUCUUUUUUGGAGGCCUCUUGUGCGCCUAUGGGUCUUGUCCGGUCCUCUCCUCCUGUUUCUCCCUCUUUGGAUCGUUGGUCCCCUCCGUAUGCCCCUUUCUGGAAAGUGAAUGUGGAUGCCAGUUGGACAAUGUUAUCAAAAAGGGGGUUUGCUGGAGUGGUUAUUCGGGACCAUGAGGGCUGCUUUGUGGCGGCUCGGAGGAUGGAAAUUUUGGCAGCUAAUGCUGAAGCGGCGGAGGCUUAUGCAAUUCUCUGUGGUUGUGAAGUGGCUGUUUCGUUGGGAUUGCCUCAGUGGAGGAGGCGACGUCUAGCUCUUGGGGCAGCGUCUGUUGGUGUUUGUACCCUCCUCCUCUGCUUUGUGUCUGUUGUUUCCUUUGUUGCUCCUCUGUGUGGGCUUCCUGUUCUCUUUGGCUUUGGCCCUGGUUUUGAAUGA
Molecule: messenger RNA, 3963 nt
Organism: Malus domestica (apple)
Lineage: Eukaryota; Viridiplantae; Streptophyta; Magnoliopsida; Rosales; Rosaceae
Source: RefSeq, a predicted model, not a curated record